AUGCUCGUUAUCACCCCGCCCGCCACCUCGGCUACUUUGGCCCUUGUGGUGGCCUCCAUCGCCACGGCCCUCGCCCUCUUCGUGAGCCCGGCCACCGCCAGCGCGAUGCAGGAUGGAGGAGUCACCAAUUACAAGGCGACCAUGCCGGGCCUCUCGCCUAGAUGCAAGGCCGCUCUCUCCAAAGUCUAUCAUGACAAGGAAUUGACGCGCUGCAUGAAUUUCAACGGCCAGAACAAUUUCACCCAUCUCUUUUUCGACAAUCCUGCCAACGCCAGCGUCGUCAACAAUGCGGCUAUCUUUGCGUCGACCACGGUCUGCAAGCGCCCCGCCUGCGCCGAGAAGGCGCUUUCUACGAAUUUGCACUCUCUCACCACUUCGUGCAGCAAACACGAUCUCGAGCAGGAGAAGAGUCCCGCGGGCUUCAUCUCUUCCAUCCUCAGCUCUUAUGUCGGACUGCGUAACGAGGCUUGCCUCGUCAACAUGACUGCCUUUGCCCACUCGCCCGGUUCCAUCGAGGGCCACCCACUCUGCUUCGCUCAGCUCCUUCACGGCAUCGAGCAGACUAAAGGCGUCAAUAUGGACCUACCAAACCUCUCGCUACUACUGCGCCAGGACCGAUCACUCUUGUCCAAGAUCUUCAGGAAGCCUGAAAGCGAUGUCAAUCGCCACUUUCAGCUCGCGGCCUUCUGCACCGACUGCCUUAAGGCGUCGUACAGCCUCGUCGCACACAUCAAGGGGAGCAAGACCAAGGACGAUUUGGUCAAGACGGCAAACGAUCUCUGUGGCCCCAACUUCCUCAGCGACAAGUCCGCCUUCCCAAAGACGGUAAAGCAGGCUGCGCCCAAGUCACGGCCUGAGCCGGGGGAGUAG
Molecule: messenger RNA, 870 nt
Organism: Jaminaea rosea
Lineage: Eukaryota; Fungi; Basidiomycota; Exobasidiomycetes; Microstromatales
Exons: 4
Coding region: 1-870 (289 amino acids)
Source: RefSeq, a predicted model, not a curated record